Triplophysa dalaica is the source of this 4756-nucleotide messenger RNA. RefSeq names its product myocardin related transcription factor Ab (gene mrtfab). Gene Ontology annotation, biological process: smooth muscle cell differentiation. The record is from RefSeq and is a predicted model, not a curated record. The coding region runs from base 222 to 3770 and encodes 1182 amino acids. NCBI's taxonomy places the organism in Eukaryota, Metazoa, Chordata, Actinopteri, Cypriniformes, Nemacheilidae. The transcript has 19 exons.
CUGCGGUUGAGUGUAGCCGGAUGCCUCAGCACAGUUUUUUGACUACAUGAACAUCUUUGUAAAGCCAAGCGGUUGUUACAUUUCAUUUUGCUACUCGUCCUCUCUUUCAUCAAGUCUUCAGGGUACUCUUAAUAGAAAUGAAGCUGAAAUCAGUUACUUUGGAUCUCAUUUUUAAGGUCUGACCACUUCACACACCUGUCACCCUGGAAGCGCAGGAGGUCAUGCGGGGGGAGGAGCUUAGCCCUGGCAGCGUGGCGUCUGCUGUGGGGAGCGGCCCCCUGCCCAGUCCUCAGAGCGAAGCGGUGACCAGUGAGCUGAAGGAACUCUCCCUGCAGCCCUUACCGAGUUUGAUACCCCUGAAAGAACGAAAGAAUGUUCUUCAGCUCAAACUACAACAGAGAAGAACGCGAGAGGAGCUGGUCAGCCAAGGAAUCAUGCCUCCACUGAAGAGUCCGGCUGCCUUCCACGAACAGAGGAGAAGUCUGGAGCGAGCACGUACGGAGGACUACCUGAAGAGGAAGAUCAGGAGUCGGCCAGAGAGGUCUGAACUGGUGAGGAUGCACAUUCUAGAAGAGACUUCAGCGGAGCCCUCGCUGCAGGCCAAGCAGCUGAAGCUGAAGAGAGCACGUCUGGCUGAUGACCUCAACGAUAAGAUCUCCCACCGCCCUGGACCCAUCGAGCUCGUCCACAAGAACAUCCUCCCUGUCAUCACGCUCAUUGAGUCUCCGAAGGGUGAGAGCUCCUCUUUGGACGAGGACAGUAGUGAUGCUCUGUCCCCGGAUCCACAGGGCAGUCAGGAUUCACCACUGAGCCUCGGUCCUCAACAUUCUCCCGCUGAAAUAAUGAAUAUGAAUGGAGACCUCUCACCCUCUCAGUUCCUCACUCAGGCCCCGCCUCCUACAUUCGGUGCAUCUCACACUUCUCCUCCACAUAAUCCACCCAAUGAAAUCACUAUGACAAACCUCGCCCGGCCACCUACGGGACAGACAAGGCAGCAGUCCAGGUCCAGCACAGAUCGGGCUUCACAGCGCUCUAAAAAACCCAAAGAUAGCAAGCCCAAAGUGAAGAAACUCAAAUAUCACCAGUACAUCCCUCCCGACCAGAAAAACGAGCGUGAGCCGCCGCCUCCGCUGGACUCUUCGUAUGCCAAGAUCCUCCACCAGCAGCAGCUGUUUCUUCAACUUCAGAUCAUCAACCAGCAACAGCAGCAUUACAACUACCACACCAUCUUACCCGCCCCACCCAAAGUUUCUACUGAAAUGCAGCAAACAUCCACCAAUCCAGGCCCCUCCCCUUCCCAGACCAUUUCCACUUGUUCUACAAUGUCCUCCAAUCAAAAUGGUCCUUCUCGUCAAAGUCAGCCCUCAGUGGGAGGGGCUAAACCCAGCACUUUGCCCGUCAACCUGGAUGAAUUCAAAGUUGCCGAACUCAAACAAGAGCUCAAAUUGAGAGGUUUGACAGUAUCAGGCACUAAAAAUGAUCUCAUCGAACGACUGAAAAACUACCAGGAACAGAACGGUGGUUCCUCAGCAGCUGCGAAAACUGCCCAGGUUCAGUUAUCCGGUGCUAUCCAGCAACAAGCGAAAGAUGUUAAAACGUCCUCCUUUCCCGUAGCAGCUGCCACUAGGGUCCACGCCACAACUCCGCCUCAGAUUAUGCGCUUCAGCAGCACUAGUUCCUCCCCACCUGCAUCUCCAACCCCUUCUGACCGCUCUCUGGCUGCAUUGAGUCCAGAUGAGGCCAGCUGUAACGGGGACGUGUUUGGAGAAAUGGUCAGCUCGCCCCUCACCCAGCUCAGCCUUCACCCCUCUCCAGAACAUCCCUCUCCGGUUAAAGAGGAGCCUCUUGGACGGAUGCAGGCCUGCUGCAGCCUCUCCCGCACAGGUCCAUUGCCAUCAGCCCCUUCUCUAGACAAAGACCAAAUGCUUCAGGAGAAGGAUAAGCAGAUAGAGGAGCUGACACGCAUGCUGAGGCAGAAGCAGAGGCUGGUGGAGACGCUGCGCUCCCAGCUGGAGCAGGGUAAGCGCGGAGCGGCCGCAGAGGGCGCAAACAACACUGUUGACACUGAAAUGCUUUCCCUCCCUAAUGGACUAGAAGUGAAAGUGAAGGAAGAGGUCAAGGAGGAAAUGGACACAUCGGAAGACCCGCUAAAGCAGGUCCAACUGCAGAAAAAGCUGCAGACACAGUGUUCGCAGCAGACGCUGCUCAAGCUGCAGCAGAUACAACGGUUACAGCUGCAGCAGCAACAACUUCUGCAGCAGCAGCAAGUGCUGGUGGACCUACCGAACUUACAUCAACAGAAAACACAGCUGGUGCAACAGCAAAGGCAGCAGAUGCAAAUGGACCCAAAAGUGAAGCAAGAGCAAGGGAAGGCGCAGGUGUUGCAGCAACAGCAAAAGACACAGUUGCAGCAACAGAAAACGCAGAUGCUGCAGCAGCAGAAAAUGCUGUUACUGCAACAACAGCAGCAAAAGACACAGUUACAGCAGCAGCAAAAGUUGCAGCAGCAGAAGACAACAAUGCAGCAACAAAGGUUGCAGCAGCUCAUCGUGCAGCAGACCCAACAAAAGCAGCUACAAGCCAAUCAGAAGCAGCAGCAGAAUACACAAAAUCAGCCGCAGCAGUUACAGACACCACAGGUUUCGCAGGUGUUGGUGAACCAGCAGACUAGUCCUCAGAUCACCACAUCUUUUCCACUGGAUCUUCUGAAGAGUCAUGGCACACCCACACUGGUCACCGACAGCAACGGCAACCGCUAUCUCAUUGCACUCACCAGUAAUGGCGUAGACAGCUUGACUGGAAAAUCUCCUCAGAGCAAAUCUAAUGGACGCAUUACUCUACAGAGGUUACAGUCUACCCCUACCAAGCUCCCUAGCCAAUCGUCUACUGAUGUCACCAAUUCUGCCAACCAAUCACAAGCUGUCAGAGAGCCUGUCACCAAAAUUCAGAAAGUAGGGCUUCACUUGGACACCACAUCUGUCCAGGAAUCCAGCCAACCGGUAUCUGCUCCACCCAGCUUUGAGCCCUUCUUCACUGAGGAAUCAAACUCAUUGGGUAAACCCUCCUCACCGCCCCCAUUUAAGGAGGAGGUUUGCCCAACCUUUGAUCGCCACACUUUGUUCACCCCUUCCUCCCCAAAGCCAAACCCUCCACGUUUCAAAGAAAACAUAUCUAACAACCAGCAAAUAGACGACCUGUUUGAAAUCCUGAUCAAGAGCGGAGAAAUUUCAUCUGGAUUUAAAGCCAAUCAAGACCCCUCCCUGUCAGACUUCCACAACAGCCCACCGUCUCCUUCCCCACCUCCUUCUCCUCUCCACCUGUCACUGCCCGCUCACCACCCUGACCCUGCCCCUCCCCAGCAGCACCCAGACACACAGGACAGGCCCUGCUCCGGCACCGGCCGCCUAGAGGACUUCCUUGAAAGCAGCACUUGGACUCCCCUUCUCGGUGUGGAGCCAGACGGCCCGUUGACAUUAAUCGAUGAUCUCCACAACCAAAUGCUGAGCACCUCCAGUAUUCUGGACCAUCCCCCAACACCAAUGGACACCAGUGACCUGAGCUUCUCAACCCACCCGGCCAGCCUGGACUUCGAAGACCCCACACUAGAUGGCAUGGAUUGGCUGGACAUACCCAUGGGAGGAGGGGGUAGUAAUUGUAACGGCGCUGGUAUGGUCCUGGCCCCUCUGAGCUCACACACUCCACCCAGUGUGUUCUCGGCAGACUUUUUGGACAGCUCGGAUCUGCAGCUCCACUGGGACUCCUGUUUGUAGCUUUUGGUCUUAAUUUGCUUAUCGACACAAAAUUUAGCACCUUCAACCUUACUGUGUAUUACCCGUACACAAAACACUCCAGACGCACAUGCUGUUUAUUACGUUGAAAAGCUUGUUUUUCAUCAUAUUCCACUAGAUUGCCGGAUGGUAUUUAAACAGUACCUGCGGCUGAUAUGUAGGUCCUCUUAAGCACUGAAUUUUAAGCCCGAAUUACCUAGAUGUUUUACAUCACGUGGCUGUGACGCCUUUGCCAACAGAGAGACCAAUCUGUACCCCGCAACCAGCUUUGCACUCCUCCAGGAAUUUCACAAAAGCAGCCCAGAGCAUGUCCUACAAAUCCAUUUAUAUGGUCUAGAUUUUAGACCAGUCAUGUGCAUCCAUUGGAUGAGGUCAAUCAAUUCUUUUGAUAGGCUUUAGCUGUAAGCACACCAGGUAGAACAAUCGGAAGAGGUGACUGAACCUCUUUAGCGCAGCAUAGUAUUUUGUUUACUACCUGUUUCAGGUAAACUAUGACGGCUUAAUUAUAUGAGGUUACAUUGCAGUUAUAUGUAUUUCCUCUCUAAGUGAUUCUGUGGGAUCUCUUUUAGCUCCAUAGCUUUAUGCAAUCACAAUUGCUCACAUCAAAAGUUAAAAAAGAAUGAGGGACAUUAAAUACAAUUAACCCCUCCUUAGAGCUCCAUUUAAAACUUUUAGAGGUGUUGUACCCUUUGGCAUGUUCGUUCUACCAACUUUGCACUUAAGCUGACCCGACUGGUGCUCUGGUUUAAUGAAACAACCCAAUGCAAUGGGCUCUGCAGGGAACCAGGUUUGGUGGCUUUCACCAGAUCUCUAUGCAUUGCUGUACUUUAGGAUCAUGUGUAUUUCUGAAACCUGUGUUGUGCCCUAUGAUUGUAGCGGUUGUAUGGUGGAGGUCAGUGCAAGGGUUCAGGUUUCAGAGUAUUUGGAACUUCUUCUUUUUUUUAAGUAAAUAAAAGAAAAAAAUGCCU